GUCAGAUCAUGACCACGAUAGCCAUUAUUUAAUAGGCUACAAAAAGAAAACGUAAUGAUUGAGUUUGGUCAUUUUUGUCUGUCUCUCUAACCUAUCUGAACUGAAGAACACAUGUCGGGACCUCAGUGCUGCGAAAACCCGCCGGCUCUUAACCCGGUCUCCGGGUCGGGUCAUGUAGAGAAGCUGGGUGGGCUCGAUGCUUACGUCUCUGGCUCUCUUGAUUCCAAGUUGUGCGUCAUCCUCAUCUCUGAUGUUUUUGGGUAUGAAGCUCCAAACUUGAGGGCGCUUGCGGAUAAGGUUGGAGCUUCUGGAUUCUAUGUUGUGGUUCCUGAUUACUUCUAUGGAGAUCCUUUUGAUGCCUCUAAUCAGGAGAGACCCAUCUCUCUCUGGAUCAAAGACCAUGGCGCUGAUAAGGGAUUUGAAGACACAAAGCCAGUAAUUGAAGCCAUAAAGACCAAAGGCAUAACUGCUAUUGGAGCUGCAGGGAUGUGUUGGGGUGCAAAAGUGGUGGUGGAAUUGUCUAAGCAAGAAUUUGUUCAAGCAGCUGUUUUGCUUCAUCCUUCUUUUGUCACGGUCGAUGAUAUCAAGGGUGGGAAGGUACCAAUUGCUAUACUAGGAGCUGAGAUUGAUCAGUUGUCUCCACCAGCACUCUUGAAGCAAUUUGAGGAGAUUCUUGCUUCCAAACCUGAGGUGAAUAAUUAUGUGAAGAUAUACCCGAAAGUGGCACACGGUUGGACAGUUAGGUACAAGACGGAUGACCCAGAGGCGGUUAAAGCUGCAGAAGAAGCGCACAAGGAGAUGCUUGAUUGGUUUGUGACUUACGUUAAGUGAAUGAGAAAGGUUGUCUAACGUGAUCACAUUUGCUACUCCUACUACUACUAAUAGUGUUGGUAAAUGAAAAUAAAGAGAGAGACGAACUAUGAAACUCUUUGUUGGCGUCUUUACUCUCUAUAGCCUCUUUGGAAGCAUGUUGCUAUGUUGUGAUUUU
Messenger RNA from Brassica oleracea var. oleracea, 988 nucleotides. Its product is annotated as endo-1,3;1,4-beta-D-glucanase. Lineage: Eukaryota; Viridiplantae; Streptophyta; Magnoliopsida; Brassicales; Brassicaceae. The transcript has 7 exons. Bases 112 to 831 code for a protein of 239 amino acids. Gene Ontology annotation, molecular function: hydrolase activity. The record is from RefSeq and is a predicted model, not a curated record.